AAAAGAAUGGACAGAGGAAAUUGCUCCUCCUUGACUGAAUUCCUUUUCUUGGGAAUAACUACUAAUUCUGGGAUCAAAAGGACUCUAUUCACCAUCCUUUUAGUUGUUUAUCUCAUUAAUAUUCUGGAAAAUAUUGGAAUGAUCAUUUUAAUUAGAAUGGAUUCCCAGCUUCAUACACCAAUGUACUUUUUCCUCAGUCACCUUGCCUUUUGUGACCUCUGCUACUCCACAGCAAUUGGGCCCAAGAUGCUGGUGGAUCUCUUUGCCAAGAGCAAAUCAAUUCCCUUUUUUGGCUGUGCUCUGCAAUUCUUCAUCUUCUGUAUUUUUUCAGAUUCUGAGUGUCUGCUGUUGGCAGUGAUGGCCUUUGAUAGGUACAAGGCUAUUAGCAACACUUUGCUCUAUACAGUCAACAUGUCCAGAGGGGUGUGCUCCAUGCUCAUGGCUGGGGUUUACCUUGUGGGAGUAAUGGAUGCUCUGACACAUACAACAUUAACAUUCCACUUAUGUUUCUGUGGGUCAAAUGAGAUUAAUCAUUUCUUCUGUGAUUUACCUCCCCUUUACCUCCUUUCAUGUUCUGAUAUACAUGUCAAUGAACUGGUAUUAUUCACCAUUUUUGGCUUCAUUGAAUUGAGUACCAUUUCUGGAGUUCUAGUGUCUUAUUGCUAUAUCAUCCUAUCAGUUUUAAAGAUCCCUUCUGUUGAGGGGAGAUUCAAAGCUGUCUCCACCUGCACAUCCCACUUGACUGCUGUUGCAAUUUUCCAGGGAACUAUGCUGUUCAUGUAUUUCAGGCCCAGUUCUUCCUAUUCCUUAGAUCAAGACAAAAUGACCUCACUUUUCUAUACUCUUGUGAUUCCCAUGUUAAAUCCUCUGAUUUAUAGCCUGCGGAACAAAGAUGUGAAAGAGGCUUUGAAAAGACUGAAAAAUAAAAGGUUGUAUUAA
Messenger RNA from Choloepus didactylus (southern two-toed sloth), 939 nucleotides. RefSeq names its product olfactory receptor 5W2-like. Gene Ontology annotation, biological process: sensory perception of smell; G protein-coupled receptor signaling pathway. Gene Ontology annotation, cellular component: membrane. The transcript has a single exon. NCBI's taxonomy places the organism in Eukaryota, Metazoa, Chordata, Mammalia, Pilosa, Megalonychidae. The record is from RefSeq and is a predicted model, not a curated record. Bases 7 to 939 code for a protein of 310 amino acids. Gene Ontology annotation, molecular function: olfactory receptor activity; G protein-coupled receptor activity; odorant binding.